Chelmon rostratus (copperband butterflyfish) is the source of this 5583-nucleotide messenger RNA. It is a transcript of the gene dlec1, whose product is annotated as DLEC1 cilia and flagella associated protein. The transcript is spliced from 38 exons. NCBI's taxonomy places the organism in Eukaryota, Metazoa, Chordata, Actinopteri, Chaetodontiformes, Chaetodontidae. The record is from RefSeq and is a predicted model, not a curated record. Gene Ontology annotation, biological process: negative regulation of cell population proliferation. The coding region runs from base 433 to 5535 and encodes 1700 amino acids.
UUAUUCAUUUAUGAUUUAUUUAUUCAUCAAGUAUGUGUAAUGAUGAAAAUGUGUUAUUUUGUUUGUUUGUUUGUUUGUUGUUUGUUUUUUGGGAAAUGUCACAUGUUUACUUCCCGUUAUUUUCUUCUUAGAGGGCAGGAGCGGAUGUGCAUGUGGCUGUCGCCAUGGUAACCACAUGUACACAAAUAUGGCGGAAACGCAGCGCUGUGACGGACUUAAACAAAACCAACUUUUAGCCACAGCUGCAGCUACACUAUGUGAUUCGUGAAACUCGUCUCGGUAACGCUACGUGUCUGUUUCUGUUUUGACGUUGACUUUACGCACCAAUAAACUUGAAGGCCUUGUAAAUUUAGCUCGGUAGCAUAGCGUCUGUUUAGCGAAUGAAACGUUUGACGUUAGCUACGUGAGUGAGAGGCUCGGUGUUUCUGCACCAUGCUGGAAGAACUGGAGACGAGGAAAACAUCGCAGCUUGAUCCGUCUGCGAGCAGUCACAGACCCGCAUCAGGAAAGUCACAGGAUAUUUCUCACGUGUUAGCAAACACUUUUAAAGACCUUUACACGAAAGACAUCAUCGGGAAAGACACUUUGUCCAACCUCAUCAAGACAAAGAAUGGACAAAGCAGCUACCAUGACAGAUAUGUUGAAGAGCUUCAACAGGCUCAUUCUGAAUACAGCCGGCGUAUAAAAGAGGCCGACAUGCUGGAGAGUCAUAUCAUUCAGGCCAGAGCUCGGGCUGCAGCCGCAGAAAGCCAGGCCUAUGAGAGAAUGAAAGAGACGGUGGGACAUGGUUAUGAUCACCAGGGCCUCCAUACAGUGAAAUCAGCCUUUUCCUGGUGUGUAGACAGUGAUCUUCUCCAAAUGAACAACCUAAUUUCCCCCCAGGACUACUUAACUACACAAAAAACACAUGUAGAAGCACCAGCAGCAGUGAAAUCGAAUCCUGCCAAACCAACCAUCGCUUCCACCAUGCACGUGUGCAGGGAGCCUCAGGAUGAUGGUUAUACUAUAAUUCCCAGUCCAGAGAAGACUAUGGCAGAAAUGAAUGAGUCAGAGCUCAACCUGACCCUUGAAUCCAGCUCAGAUACCUCAAAGAGGAAGAAAACUCCCAGGGAGUUGAACCAGAUCAAACCCAGACCAAAGUGGAAGGAUGAGCCAAGCGCAAAGGACCGGGUGGAAGGAUGGGAAAAACUUCAGAAGCUGAAAGAUCGACAAAGCUUCCUACGCAACCCUCGCUUCCUUCCCCCGAGUGCACAGCAGGGUGGCACAUCGCUCAUCCGGCCCAGAACCAGCGUGGGGAAGACGGAGCAUGUGAGGAAAGGGGUGGUGGAGCAAAGCUCCACUGAUGAUCCUGCCCCAGUCUUCCUAGCAAAGCCUUCAGUGGUGGUUUUCACAGACUACAGUGUGGGCCAUGUUUAUGAGACAACACUGGAGCUGAAAAACUUGACUUCUGCAAGCCGUCAUGUCCGAGUCAUCCCUCCUACCACUCCUUACUUCUCUAUUGGCCUGGGGAGAUUCCCUGGUGAGGGUGGUGUCGUUGCCCCAGGGAUGAGUUGUAAAUACACAGUGCGCUUCGCUCCAGACUCUCUGGGGGACUAUGAGGACUUCAUUGUGGUGGAGACCCAGGCUGAACACCUGCUUGUGGUGCCCAUCGCAGCCACACGACCCCCUCCUGUACUCACAUUACCAAGAGUUUUGGACUGUGGUUGCUGUUUGAUUGGAGGAGUGAAGUUUGUUGAGUUCCUGUGCCAAAAUGUCGGCCUCAGCGCUGGGACUUUUUGCAUCGUCCCCAAGAACCAGUGGCAUGCCUCGAACUUCAGGACUGUGGCAAGAACUUUCUUUUCUGAGCAGCCACCCUUUGCAGUGAGCCCGUCUCUUUUCGCGCUGCAGCCAGGAGAGGCCAUUGUAGUGGAGGUGGUUUUCUUUCCCACCACUGCUGAGAAGAGCUGUCAGGUUUUCACUGUUGUGUGUGACAACUGCCAGGUGAAAGAUAUUUCCAUUGAAGGUGAGGGCCAGCUGAUUGCUCUUGAGCUUGUGUCUGUGUCUGGGCAGAAGGAGCCGCCGGUGGUGGGAGAGGCGCAUGACCUCACUGCAGAGCAUUUUGUCCGUUUCAGCCCAUGUAACCCUCAUUCUGUGCAACAGAGAAAACUCAUCAUUAGAAACAAUGUCCACUUGGAGCUGCCUUUCCACUGGCAGAUCAUGAAGCCCAACCUGCACCCUCUGCUUCCCGGGGAAACCCCAGAGCCCUCCCAUAUCCAGUUCCACCUGGCCACAGAUGAUGUUUUCCAUGUCAGCCCCCUAACCGGAGUUCUGGGCCCCUGCCAGGAGGAAGAGUUUCUGUUCACCUUCUGUCCUAAAGAGUUGAAGGAUUACCACAGUGUCUGCCACUUAGUCCUGAGGGACCUCCCCCAGAUGCCACCAGAGCCCAGUGACAAUGGUGUCCUUCAGCCUGUGCGCACUGGCUCCAAGGUGAGUGAUGUCAUCGUCAUGGAGAUAGAGGUCAAGGGGUCAACAGAGCCGUACCAGGUCCUACUGGAGCCCUAUGCUAUUGUAAUCCCUGGAGAGAUUUUCAUUUGCACAUCCACCCGCAGACAAUUCAAGAUGUGGAAUCACAGCAAAACCUGCAUCUUUUUUCAAUGGGAGAGAAUGAGCAGCAGCGGCCACAUAAUGGAAGUAGAGCCCUCUACUGGUAGAAUAGAGGAGAACGAGUGUUUUGAUUUCAACCUGAUUGUGACUGGAGGGAAACCAGGGAGGGUUGUGACCAGUCUGCUUUGCCGCAUAGAGCACCAUCACGAGCCCGUCACAUUGGCUGUGGAAGUCUCUUUCAAGGGUCCCAUAGUGACCCUCAGUGUGCCCAGUGUGGACUUUGGGCUCCUGAAGCUUGGGGAGCAGACACAGACCACACUGCUGCUCACCAACAUCACCCAGCUGGAGGCCUCCUGGACCCUGAAGGAGAGGCAGGACCAUGAGGACACACAGAUCUUGAUGGAGCCACGCCAAGGUGUGCUGCCCGCCUUGACUUCUUGCAGUGUGGAUGUGCUGUUUCUGCCACGUUUCUGCCAGCAAUAUGAAACAGAGCUGGAGCUGACAGUGGAGGAUGGGACAGGAUGUCACCUGUCGGUGCGAGCAGAUGUGCAGUCUCCUCAGGUGUGUCUGCUAAACUGUGAGCUGCUCCUCUCUGAACUCUACGUUGGAGUUCCUGCCAAGUCGGUCGUCACUCUCUUCAACCAGACCCUGCUGCCUUCACACUUCAGCUGGAUGGCUCAGCUCCAGGGUAAACAUGCUGAACUGUGUGCAGCCAGCUUCGACCCCUCCUCUGGUACUCUGGGGCCUAACACCAGCAUGGAGAUCACAGUUAACUUUAUCUCUCACACAGAUCUGGAGCUGACUGAGGUGGCUGCUCUCUGCGAGGUCCAGGGGAUGAACUCUCCUCUUGUUCUGAGCAUCGUGACAUCCAAAACCAAGAAACUCAGCGUGUCCUACUCGCUGCCCAGUGUCAGCUCUACCCAAGAUGAUGAGAACCCCUCAACACUGUUACUUGACUUUGGAGAUGAUGUCAUUUUGAAGAGAGCCGUUACCAAGCAGUUAUUGAUAACCAAUCAAACUGCUAUCCCGGCCCCUUUCACCAUAGAGGCGGAGUAUUUCACCUGCCAUGCCUCAAAGCCAGAUGACCGGCCAGAGAAAAGAUUCACAUACAUCAAGAGGCCACUUCACGCAGUCCAAGCUAAGAAAGUGGAAGAAAAAGCACACGAGGAGUUUGUGAGCAGCCUGCUGGCUCAUGGAAAAGGUGCAGCUUUCUUUGUUGUACCAGACGCCGGGAUGCUGGGGCCUUUUGAGACCCAGACUGUGGAUGUCACCGCCUACGCUGACAUGUGGGGGGAAUACAGAGAUCACCUCAUAUGCAAAGUGGGGGACCUUGAGGCUGCGCUCAUUCCCAUGCAGAUGACGGCGAAAGGCUGCCCACUCUACUUCCAAAUGACAGGCCCACGUCCAGAUGGCCAGAACCAGGGACCGAUUAUACAGUUUGGCACUCAUGUGUCUGGAGGUGAUACAGUGUCUCGUUCUCUUCGCAUCAACAAUCCCACCAUGUUUGAUAUUCGCAUGGACUGGGAAACAUAUAACUUAGAUCCGAGUGACCGUAAACUGGUGGAUGUUGUGGUGGCAUAUGGAGACGCUUUUCCACUUAAAGAUGCCGAUGGCAAUGAGGUGUUGAGCGGAGCAUUAAGGAUUUCUGAUGGGGGCGUUCAAACAGGCUGGGAAAGAAACGAGACCCCAGGCUCCGAGGGAACGAGCGCCUCCUUCCAAAGCAUGAAUGACGGGGAAGGAGAGGAAUAUAUAUCCGAGGAUGUCUGUAAGAAGGAGGACACUUGUCUUUAUCCCUUUCCUGUACAGAAAAAACUCUUCUCUGUCCACAUCAGACCUCAUGUGGGCAACCUCUCAGAUUACCCAUACUGCAUCACUCCUCAGCAAAUAGUAAUUCCAGCAAAGGGCAGCGGCACAAUCCAUGUAUCUUUCACUCCUUUGACUCUCUCUGGGUCAUUUUCCGAGUCCAGGUGUGUGGGCUUGGCUCGGGGCUUCAUGAGUCUAGACUCCGAGAUGGCUGCCUGUGUCCCGGGUAAAGUUGGAAGAGCUCAGGGUUUGGAUUUGGAGCCUGUCAGAAUGGAUCUACUUGCAGUCGUUAAGCCUGCGGUGCUGUUAGUGCAGAUGGAGGAGGACGAGGGGGUGCUGGAGUUUCGUGCCUCAGCCGGUGACUUAGUGAGGGAAGAAUCAGAGAAGAAGCUGGUAGUGCGUGAAUUUGACAUCACAAAGACCCUUCAGCUGAGAAACGACUCAGAAAUGCUCCUACACUUCCGACUGGGGACUCAGCCUCCAUUUUCAGUUCCCAAGCUGCAGCCUAGAGCCCGGACCGGCAACUCCAGCAACCCGCCUACUGGUGACAGUCAGUCUCUGGUGCUGCAGCCACAUCACAACAUGCAGGUGAAGGUGGCCUUCCACUGCUCCCCGUCCCUUCUGGACCACGCAGACCAGGCGGAUGAGGAAGCCCCCCCUGGGCUGACGCUGAUCCACAGUUCAAGUGGGCAGAGGAAGCUGAGUUUCCAGCAAAACCUUCAAAUUCACUACAGCAACAGCAGCCUGCAGACCGUGCCCCUCCGUGCCCAUUUGGAUCUUGCUACUAUGCGUCUGUCCACUGACAGCAUCAACUUUGGGCUCUGCUACGUGGGGCACACACAGACAACAGAAGUCAGCCUCUACGGCCAUGGAGCCCACACUUACUGGAGAUCAUCUAUUGAGUCAGGUGAAGGAGCCUCCCAUGUGUUCAGAGUGACUCCAGACUUUGGGCUUCUCAGGUCCAGGGAGCUGCACGUCACCAGCUGCAGCCAGUGUCUUCAGAUCAGCUUCACUCCCAGUGGGGACAGAAAGUUCAGGGCCACUGUGGCAAUCCGGAGUCCUCUGGUGAAGACCCCCCUCACUCUGCAGCUCCUGGGAACAGGAUCCUUUGACGAAGUAUACAGGUCUAACCUGAACCUGUCCUCAUGACAUCGCAGUCAAACAAUCAUCACCUGCUAUUUAACCUGCUCUCCUGAA